Endocarpon pusillum Z07020 is the source of this 4614-nucleotide messenger RNA. RefSeq lists its product as uncharacterized. Lineage: Eukaryota; Fungi; Ascomycota; Eurotiomycetes; Verrucariales; Verrucariaceae. The transcript has 2 exons. Gene Ontology annotation, cellular component: P-body. Gene Ontology annotation, biological process: deadenylation-independent decapping of nuclear-transcribed mRNA. Gene Ontology annotation, molecular function: protein binding. The record is from RefSeq and is a predicted model, not a curated record. The coding region runs from base 1 to 4614 and encodes 1537 amino acids.
AUGUCUGGAACUGGUGACCUACAGGCGCUUCUAGCAAACUUCAAAUCACGUUCUUCGCCAGCUACAACUACCAACGGGCAGCCGACCCAGCCCUCAUCCCAACCUUCAUUUGACCCAAACACUUUCCUUCAACAACAAGCCAGUCCAGCGCUGGCUUCGCCUGCCAUCACUGCGCCAUCCACAUUAGUAGGGCCCCAUAUGGCUUCACCACAUCCAACUGGUGGAGCAGUUGGGGGUAGCGACAAAACACAAAGCUUGUUGAGUUUGUUAAAAUUCAGUCAGCCCUCAGAUGCGAGUUCUGCACCACCACCACAACAACAGCAGCAACAGCCAGUUCCAAUUGCACAGUCUACGUCUGAGAGUCAUACCAUGCGUCAGGAAACUGCUCAUGGAAAAGCUGUCAAGGCGUCAGAUCUAAUGUCAAGCUUCUUCAGUCCCUCAAGUACUCCAGGAAUUCGAGGUGGUGGAAACACUUUCUCAAAUCCUCCCUUUGCAAACAACACGGUCGAGAAUACGAACGCUUCGCCAGCAGGUAACACUGCUCAGGAAAGCUCACAAGAUGCUCUGCUCAAGCUUCUCAAGAGGUCUGCUUCGUCUAGUACAGAAGCGCGUAAGGGACCUGAUGCUGCAUUCUCUUUCGACGGCUCGCCCAAUACAAACUUUGCCAGCAUGAAGAAGCAGCAGCCAGCAAAAGUCGCACAAGCAGAUUCGCCUGCUCGCAAAGCAUCUCCCAUUCGCAUGUUCGGUUCUAGUGAGAGCAGAGAAGCAACACCUUUCGAGCCUCCUUCCACAGGGGCAACAAAAGAGAACAAGCCUAUCUUCACCUACACCAACCCUUUUGAGCUUCUUCAAGCUUCAAGAAACGCCACACCCCUACCAUCUGUUUCCCCUGCUGGGAAUCCAAACUUAAGCGGUAUAUCCAACAGCCCUCAAGAGAGCGGGGAUCAAAUAUCAAUGGAGGCCACUCCAAAGCAGAAAGCUAUGAGGCGAAAAUUGACGCCCAAGGGACCCUUAAGAUCUUCCAGCUCCAUAGAACCCGUGAAUGGAAUGGAUAGCGCGGCAGCCAAACUUGAUCGCAUUGCAGAUCAAGCCAGUAAAGAAAUCGAGAAGGCACUAGAAGAGGUACAGAUCAAACACGAGGACCUGGAUACUGAGGCAGAAAUCGAUGUUAUGGCCGACAAACUUGAGGAGACGGCAAUCAAUGCAGCAGUCGAAGUCAAGAAAGAGUUGGACAAGGAAGAGAACAAAGAUGUGCUCGAAGAAUCAAUGUCCAAACCAGUAGCCGAGGCAGUGAAGGAUCUGAUCGAUGACGCAGCAGCGGAAGCGGCACCUCCUGAUGGUUGGGAGACCUCAGACGGACCAGCCGAAGCUUCUCUGCGUGAUGUUCCUGUUUACAACUUCCCAUUGAAGCCAUUCGUCUCGAUCACGAUCGUGGAUUUGCCACCGUCUGAGGUUGGUCUUCGGGAGGACGGAGUCAUGGAGAUCUCAAGAUUCAAAAAGGAAUUCGAUCAACUUGACCGUACACUUGCAUCGGCCACCAGCAAGUACAUCACUUAUGCGUUCGUCAAGAAUGGAGGGAUCCGAGUGAUCAGACAAGAUGACGGCAGUGACCGUCAUAUCUUCAAGCACUCGGGCGACCGCAUAUUCCAUGUGACCCUCUGCACCACGGCCAUGACUGCACCACCAACAGACCAACAAGCUGUGCUUGGUGUCGGCCUCAGUGGGGCUGUGUACUAUGCUACCAUCUCCAAGGAAGGGAACGACUUCUUCGAAAACGACAGCCUUGACACUGAGAGUCUCCUCUUCCCACCGUAUCCAGCUGGUAAUGACAACACUUCUGGUGGUUCGCUCAAGACCCGGGUUAGGCGGAGUUCUCGUCAUCCAGAAUUCUUUGCCAUUGGCCGUGGAAAGUCUAUCUACAUUGUUUGGCCUGCUACAGCAAUCUCCACCAAAUAUGGUGUCGAUGGUUCGAAUCGUACAGUAGAUAUUGAAAAGCUCUACAAGGAUCGUCCUCUCAAGAUAACCACUGGGAAAGCUGGCAAGGAUUUCAUUUUCAGCGAAGACGACACUUUGAUUGCCUCCUUGGACAAGGCUGGAAGACUGAAAUUCUGGGACAUUCGAAAGCUUGUCGAUGAGGAAAAUGCUACGGCGUACAAAGUUCAGGCUGAAGAUGUCAACAUGCCUAUCCUCAGUUUUGCUACUGCCUCUCCAGCCGAGAAAACUUGGCCGACUUCUGUCCUUUUCGUUGACAAGGUUCGACCUUACGCCAAGGGUACCGCCUUGAGAUACAUUCUGGUGGGACUGAAGCAGAAUCAUACUCUCCAACUUUGGGACAUUGGCCUGGGCAAGGUGGUACAAGAGUUAAACUUCCCACACAAUACGGAGACAGAUGGCAUUUGCAGCAUUGCCUACCACCCAAAUUCUGGCAUCGUUGUUGUCGGCCAUCCCACGCGGAAUUCAGUCUUCUUCCUUCAUCUUUCUGCGCCACGCUAUACGCUGCAGCCCAUGUCUCAAGCCACCUAUCUCGAACGAAUUGCCAUCAGGGAUCCCGACCUUCCCAAGCCUGAAGCAACAGCUGUCAUGAGCGGCAUGCGCGAGAUGUCUUUCGCUUCAAAGGGCCACCUUCGCAGCAUUGACUUACUCCCAGUCCACAAGCCUACGGAUGUACCAAAGGAUCCUGUUGAUUCGCAGACUCUCUUCGAGCUGUAUGCUGUGCAUUCUAGAGGCGUUACCUGUCUCACAAUCAAGAAGGAGGACCUUGGAUGGGGUCCUGACAGUAAAGUCCUACAUCCAGUCGACAACGCUGUGGAAACCGGCUUGAUCCGUGUGGAUAAGCUCAGGAAUAUUGGGCCUGUUGUUGAACCAGACUUGAACGGUGCUCCGGAACCGUCUCAGCCUUUUAAGGCAUCAAAGAAGAGGCCAGCAAAGGCUACCUCAGACCCAGCCCCUGAACCGACUGAACAAUUUCCGCCUGCCCCUUCGACAACUGCUGAAGCCGGAUUGCCGAAUGGACUCAACGGUAGUGAAGGAAACACCCAGUCAGGCGCAAUAGCAUCUGAGAGAGAUAAGAAAAAGAAAAAGAAAUCUGGCGCUAAUACCCUUUUGGCACCACAUUCAAGUAAAGAUCCAGGCCCAUCCAAAUCACCUUCUCCAUCUUUUUCACCAUCUAAAACUUCUGUUCCCACUACCGAUCUCCACAACCAAAUUCCUAUCCCUCAUCCUAACGACACCAUGGCAAGCGGUCAACCAUCUGGUACAUCUCAGAUGCCUACCGGCUCUGAUGGCAACAAGGAAAUAGUCGGCGCCGACGUGCCUGGAAACUGGCUUGACAAGGAGAUCGAGAAACUUGAGAGCUCAAUCACGACCGAGUUCAAACAGCAGCUUGACAGGCUUUACCGUCGCCUUGAUGACGAUCGACAUGUCCAGGAUGCCGCGGGCACAACUCGACAAGAAGCUGUUCUACGCCUCGUAUCAUCUACGCUUUCUACCAACGUGGAGAACAGCUUGAAUCGAAUCAUCGGACAGCAUAUGCAACAGGCGGUCUUGCCAGCUAUCAGCAAUGUCACCGCCUCGGCCAUUCAUAAUCAGGUUGGCGAAGUCCUUGCUCGUGCGCUACAUGGUCUCAUUCCGCAAGAGAUCGGCACCCAGCUUCCUGUCGCUAUUUCUGCUGCUAUGCAGAAUCCUAGCCACGUUCGCAGCCUGACCGACAACCUCUCCAAACGCCUAGCUCCUACCAUGGAAGCCCACUUUGCGGAGCUCAUGCAUACCACCAUCACCCCAACCUUUGUCAAGCUUGCUGCCUCUGCUGCGGAGAAAGCCGCCGGAGAGAUCGAAAGCCGCAUCACAGCCAAACUUGUACAGUAUGAAAUAGAUCGGCAGAAUGACGCUGUGAAGAUCGACACGCUACAAGGGUCGAUGCAAGCAAUGCUCGAGAUGAUGGCGCAUCUGAGUGAAGGUCAGAUCGCAUUUCAAGACAAGAUCCUGAAAGAUCGCAGCACUCUCGCACCAUUCGGAGACGCUGGCAGUCGACCAUCUUCUAGCACUGCGACAGCAUUCAGAUCUACACCGAUUCCUACCCGUCAAAACCUAGCUGCCCAGCCUUCCCCGAUUGCACCGCCCCCGAGGAGGAAGACUGCUGAAGAAUUGGAAAUGGAAGAGAUUGCCAACUUGAUGAAUGAAGGAAACUACGAAGCCGGCUCCGUCAGAUGGAUGCAGUCCAACCAAGCUGUCGAACUUUUCGACAAGCUUUUCGUCAAUUACACCCCAGAGUAUCUUCGUACCCAAGUCUCUCCACUAGUCGCUUUCUCUGUCGGUAUUGCAGUUGCCAACUCCUUCGAGACCAAUCUCAAAGCACGACUUGAUUGGAUCCACACUUCUCUUGACACCAUCGAUACUAGAUUUUGGUACUAUCUGCAGGACCCGGAAAUCAAGAACCUCUCGACUCAUGGUCCUGCUCUCCUAACCUCUCUGAUCGCGAAGCUUGAUCAGCUGUACAACGCUCAUGCUCACGCGGGCCGAGGUCGUAGUGAUGCUGUCAUGCAAUCGAUCCCUCGGAUCAUCACGAAAGCACACGAAGUCAUAACACAGUUCCAGCAGUCUGAUGGUGCGAACUGA